Molecule: messenger RNA, 1392 nt
Organism: Acanthosepion pharaonis
Lineage: Eukaryota; Metazoa; Mollusca; Cephalopoda; Sepiida; Sepiidae
Source: the annotation of a GenBank genome assembly
AUGAGAUCAUGUCGUACUUACGUCGUUCAGCAGUGUCGUAAAUUCCAGGCCUGUGGACAGCUGUGGCGACUGUGUUUCGGGUUUCCUUUUGGAUUAUAUCUAUCUAUCUAUCUAUCUAUCUAUCUAUCUAUCUAUCUAUCUAUCUGUCUGUCUGUCUAUCUGUCUCAUCCUAUCUAUCUAUCUAUCUAUCUAUCUAUCUAUCUAUGUAUUUAUGCAUCUCAGUCCUAUCUAUCUAUCUAUCUGUCUGUCUGUCUAUCGGUCUAUCUAUCUGUCUCAUUCUAUCUAUCUAUCUCAGUCCUAUUAAUCUAUCUAUAUAUUUAUGUAUCUCAGUCCUAUCUAUCUAUCUAUCUAUCUAUCUAUCUAUCUAUCUAUCUAUCUAUCUAUCUAUCUAUCUCAUCCUAUCUAUCUAUCUAUCUAUCUAUCUAUCUAUCUAUCUAUCUAUCUAUCUAUCUAUUUCAGUCCUAUCUAUCUAUCUAUCUAUCUAUCUAUCUAUCUAUCUAUCUAUCUAUCUAUCUCAGUCCAGUUAAUCUAUCUAUCUCAUUUUAUUUAUCUAUCUAUCUAUCUAUAUCUAUCUCAGUCGUUUUCAUGACUAUCUAUCUAUCUAUUUAUCUAUCUCAUCUUAUCUAUGUUAUGUACGUAUAUCUAUCUAUCUACCUAUCUAUCUAUCGAUCUAUCUCACUAGCUCUGUCUGUUCUUAUCUAUCUAUCUAUCUAUCUAUCUAUCUAUCUAUCUAUCUAUCUAUCUAUCUAUCUCAGUCUGUCCAUAUCUAUUUCAUUCUGUUCUUGGUUCAUAAGUAUCUAUCUAUCUAUCUAUCUAUCUAUCUAUAACAGACAUUCAUUUGUCUCUCUCCCUCUCUCUCUCUGCCUAGUGAACGUAAUGUAUCCUCAGUCAGUACAUGUUUAUCUAUCUAUCUAUCUAUCUAUCUAUCUAUCUAUAACAGACAUUCAUUUUCCAUGUUUAUCUAUCUAUCUAUCUAUCUAUCUAUCUAUCUAUCUAUCUAUCUAUAACAGACAUUCAUUUGUCUCUCUCCCUCUCUCUCUCUCUCUGCCGAGUGAACGUAAUGUAUCCUCAGUCAGUACAUGUUUAUCUAUCUAUCUAUCUAUCUAUCUAUCUAUCUAUCUAUCUAUCUAUCUAUCUAUAACAGACAUUCAUUUGUCUCUCUCCCUCUCCCUCUCUCGUCCUCCUGACCGUAGAUAUUUCUCAGUCUGUUCAUGUUUAUCUAUCUUUCUAUCUAUCUAUCUAUCUAUCUAUCUAUCUAUCUAUCUAUCUAUAACAGACAUUCAUUUGUCUCUCUCCCUCUCCCUCUCUCGUCCUCCUGACCGUGAUAUAUCUCAGUCUGUACAUGUUUAUCUAUCUAUCUAUCUAUCUAUCUAUCUAUCUAUCUAUCUAUAA